Macroventuria anomochaeta is the source of this 996-nucleotide messenger RNA. RefSeq names its product RTA1-domain-containing protein. The transcript has 2 exons. NCBI's taxonomy places the organism in Eukaryota, Fungi, Ascomycota, Dothideomycetes, Pleosporales, Didymellaceae. The record is from RefSeq and is a predicted model, not a curated record. Gene Ontology annotation, cellular component: fungal-type vacuole; plasma membrane. The coding region runs from base 1 to 996 and encodes 331 amino acids.
AUGGGUUCCAAACGUCUCACUACGCUCGCCAUACUUGCCGGCCUUACCACCCUCGCAUUCGCAGCAGAGGGCAGGCCUCGCGGAAAUUUUAGACAAUGCACAGAAGUCACACCUCAAUGUCCCGCCAUCGCAACAACAUACGGCUACUAUCCUAUCUUGAGCAUCAACGCAUUCUUCCUCGCCCUCUUCGGACUGUGCUGCCUUGCCUCCUUGGUCAUUGGCGUCUGGACAAAAACAUGGACAUACACGAUCGCACUCGGUAUUGGAACGCUUCUCGAGACAGCUGGCUACGCAGGACGCAUUCUCAUGAACGACAACCCAUGGAGUGACUCUGGAUUCCGCCUGCAGAUUGUCUGCCUGAUUCUCGGUCCUUCACUGGUAGCCGCCGCCAUCUACCUGACACUAAAGCACUUUGUGCUAUACUGUGGGCCACAAUACUCCCCGCUCAAGCCGCGUCUGUACCCCUGGGUCUUCAUCGGCUGCGAUAUUGGAUCAAUUGUUCUGCAGGCUUGUGGUGGAGGCAUCGCUGCAUCAGGUGGAAACAGCAACAUCAAACUACUCGACGCUGGAAAUAACCUUAUCAUCGCUGGUAUUGCGUUCCAAGUUGCGACUAUGGCUGGCUGUGGUCUGCUCGUCCUCCUGUACAUCUGGCGAUACCGCAAGGGCGCCCCUUUGAAGGGCCAGGUGAACGAGAAAAGCAACUACCAGCUCAGCAAGGAGCAGGGUACCGUCUCACUUGGCAAGGUCAAGCUGUUCGGUCUUGUUGUUAGUCUGUCAUACCUCACUGUGCUCAUCCGUUGCAUCUACCGUCUGCCAGAGAUGGCCGGUGGUUGGGGCAACCCCUUGAUGCGUAAUGAGAAGGAGUUCUUGUUGCUCGACGGAAUGAUGAUUGGCAUUGCGUGCGUCUGCCUCACCCUCUUCCACCCGGGCUUCUUCUUCCCUCCAUUCGCUGCCUUCCGCCACUGCAAGAGGAGAACCGACUCUGAGUCAACCUGA